This is a messenger RNA of Phytomonas sp. Hart1, 2850 nucleotides long. The record is from the annotation of a GenBank genome assembly. NCBI's taxonomy places the organism in Eukaryota, Euglenozoa, Kinetoplastea, Trypanosomatida, Trypanosomatidae.
AUGAACGCAGUGAGUAGUGAACAAGAGCCGGCACUCAAAAAAGAGCGCCGGGAAGUGGAUCCACCCAUUACAUUUCCAUAUGAACUAGACACUUUUCAAAAGGAAAGCAUUGAUGCUUUGGAGAAUGGAGACAGUGUACUCGUCUCAGCGCAUACCUCUGCUGGUAAAACCACCGUUGCGUUAUACGCCAUAGCAAAGGCUCUCCGAGAAAAAAAACGAGUCAUUUACACCUCGCCAAUUAAAGCUUUGAGUAAUCAAAAGUUUCGUGAGUUUUCUGAAAAAUUUGAUUCAGUCGGCCUUAUGACCGGGGAUACCACCAUCAAAUCUGAUUCGGACUGCCUUGUGAUGACUACAGAAAUUCUUCGAAGUAUGUUGUACCGAGGGACGGAAAUGCUGCGCGAGGUCGGGUGUGUUAUUUUCGAUGAAGUCCACUACAUGCGGGACAAAUCCCGUGGUGUGGUAUGGGAGGAAACCAUUAUUCUCCUCCCAGAAGGUUGCCAAUAUGUAUUUUUAUCCGCAACUAUACCGAAUGCUCGUGAGUUUUCGCUGUGGGUCGAGAGCAUUCACCCGAACACCAAAGUCCACGUCAUUCAUACGAAUUACCGGCCGGUUCCUUUACAACACUAUCUUUAUCCUGCCGGGGCGGAGGGAAUUUACCUCAUCGUAGAUGAAAAUGGGAAAUUUCGCGAUGACAAUUUCAACAAAGCGAUGGUGUCCGUUGGCAGCGAUUCAAAUGCCCAAGAAGCCGCAGGCGGGGAAGGGAAUCGCGGACCUUCGGCCUCCGGUCCAAAGGCGCGCGGCCGUAGUGGAACACAGCCGAUUAUGGAGAUUGUGAAGCUUGUGAUGGACAAAAAUAUGUAUCCCGUGAUCGUCUUCUCUUUUGCUAAAUCGGAGUGUGAGCGGAAUGCGCUGGCGCUUUCUCGCCUUAAUUUUAACAACACCGAGGAGGAUGCCCUGGUGACCGAGGUAUUUAAUAAUGCGAUCGAGUCAUUAGCCGAGGAAGACCGCAAACUGCCCGCGAUUGAACACCUGCUGCCCCUUCUUAAAAGGGGCGUGGGGAUUCAUCAUUCCGGUCUACUUCCCAUUUUGAAAGAAGUGGUCGAGAUUUUAUUUCAAGCAGGCCUUGUGAAGGUGCUCUUCUCCACCGAGACUUUUUCGAUGGGCCUAAACAUGCCGGCCCGCACUGUCGUUUUUACGGCUGUUAAGAAAUAUGAUGGCGAGAAGAAUCGCUAUUUAACGGGCGGGGAGUACAUUCAAAUGUCCGGACGAGCCGGCCGGCGUGGGUUGGAUCGUGUGGGGGUGGUGAUCGCUAUGGUUGAUGAGGCCGUCGAGCCUGAUACGCUCAAACAGCUCACGGGCGGCGGGGCUGAUGUCUUGUUGAGCAGUUUUUACCUAACCUACAAUAUGGUGCUUAACCUGCUUCGUGUGGAGGAUGUCGAUCCGGAGUUUAUGAUGAAGCGCAGCUUUGCGCAAUUUCAGCGACUUUCGAACAAACCCGCUCUUGAGCACACCAACUCCCGUCUGAAAGCGGAGAUGGAUGAGAUUUGUGUACAAAACGAGGAAGUUUUUCGGCAGUAUACCCUAUGCCAUAGCCUCAUCACCAAGAGAAAGGGUGCGAUCAAUGGGGUCCUUCGUCAGCCUCGGUAUCUCAAAAAUUGGAUUCAGCCAGGGCGUUUUGUGCGAAUUGUGCGCGAUUCCGAUCAGGCCUGUUUUGGAUGGGGGGUUUGUCGGUCUUUCGCCGCGAAGUCCGCCGGAGCCUCCCCUACAGACGCCAGCGCGUUCACCAUCAACGUGGCGGUGAUUUGCCAAAAAGUGGAUUCCUCGAAGCUGGGCUCGAUUACCCCAUGCCACGUCACCGCGUAUACCUCCGUGACCGCGGAUCUCUACACCCUGGCCUUCGAUUUCUCCGAUAUUGAAUGUCUUUCCACCCUCAAGGCGAAUUUGCCGCCUCAACCAGAUUCCGAGCAAGGCCGAGGCCUUGUGGUGCAAACCCUCUCUCGACUGCAUCGCGAGUUCGGGGAGGACAAAAUCCCAAAGCUUUCCGUAGCCCAAAUGGGGAUCGAGGACUUGGAGCUCGAGAAGCUCCAGAGCCAGGUAUCCAAUCUCGAGAAGCAGUUGGAGGGGAACGCGCUCUACAAUAACCCCACCGAGGAAUUAAAGGCGGAGUACGAAAUCUUUAAGCAUAAAGCCGAGCUUGAAGACCAAAUCGAGGAGGUGAACCGCGAACUUGUGGCCAUGAAUAAAGCGGUUUUUUCGGAAGAGCUCAAGCAAAUGAUGCGGGUGCUACGCCGACUGGAUUACAUAGACAAGGAAAACAUCAUCCUACGAAAAUCCCGAAUCGCGUGCGAAAUCACCACGACCGAUGAGAACGAGAUAUUGUUAACCGAGCUCCUUUUCAAAGGGGUUUUAAAUUCCAUGGAAACGGAGAUGAUUGUCGCGUUGCUGUCUUGCCUUGUGAACGUCCAUCGUAUGCCGGAUGGGUUUUCAUUACCGCAGGAAUUUGAGCAGCCCCUCAAAGAGCUGAAUGAGAUCGUCACGCGGAUCUCGACGGUUUGUGUGGAGAGCAACCUAACCCAAGAAAAGAGUGCGGUCGACAAGGUGAUGCCUUCUCUGAUGGAGGUGACUUAUCUAUGGGCCAAAGGUACAAAAUUUAUAGAUUUGGUUAGUAAAACGACCGCCUAUGAGGGGGAGAUUGUGCGAAUGAUGCGGAGGCUGGAGGAGAUGCUGAGGCAACUCGCCUCGGCAGCAAGGUCACCUGCGAUUGGCAGCAUGGAGCUACAUGAUAAGUUUAUCAAAGGCAUCCAACUCAUAAAACGUGACAUUGUGUUUGCUUCCUCCUUGUAUCUGUAA